This is a messenger RNA of Haliaeetus leucocephalus (bald eagle), 1194 nucleotides long. RefSeq names its product olfactomedin-like 1 (gene OLFML1). The record is from RefSeq and is a predicted model, not a curated record. The transcript has 3 exons. Gene Ontology annotation, biological process: signal transduction. Lineage: Eukaryota; Metazoa; Chordata; Aves; Accipitriformes; Accipitridae. The coding region runs from base 1 to 1194 and encodes 397 amino acids.
AUGGUAGUCUUGCAACUUCGAUUUUUCUUAGUUCCAUUCCUCACAAGCGUCAUGGGAACAGCACAAUAUAUGAUGCAAGAUGCAGCACUGAUGAACUACAUUGACCGGCGUUUCCUAUCUUUAGAGAAGAGGCUGGAAAAAUGCAACCAAGACAUACUGGAUUACGUGGAAGAAUUCCGAGACUUUUCAAAGAUGGUACUGUCACGCCUGGCAGGACUGAACAAUUAUAAGGCUGAGGUUAAAAGUGAAGUAGAGAAUUUGCUAACAAGAAUUGAACGAGCACAAAGGGACAUUGACUAUUUUGGAUCUGUCACAGAUUCUAAUACAUGUAUAGAAGUACAUGAGGACCUGGUGAAACAGCAGCUAUUUGAAGAAGCAGAAGAAAAAAAGAAACUUAAACUCAUGCUUAAUGCAAGUUGUGACCACAUGCUUGCAGGUAUUAAGUCCCUAAAGAUAGUUAAGAAGACUGGAGAUAAGCAUGGCUCUUGGAUGAAAGAUCCUGGCAAAAAGCACACAAAGAUUUAUUUAUUAAAUGGUUCUGUAAAUAAUGUUAUUUUGGAAUUUGCAAAUAUCAUGACAUUCAUGGAAAGCAAUCAUACACUAAAAGCUCGCAGAGUCACCUUGCCAUUUCCCUGGGAAGGAACUGGCCACAUCAUAUAUCAGGGUUUCCUCUUCUAUCACAGAUAUGGCUCCUUAAAUGAGAUAAUUAAAUUCAAUAUCCAGAAAAGAAAUACAGCUGACCAAAUGCUACUGCCAGGGGCUGGAAGGAUUCCUGCCUAUCAGCUUUCUCCGUCUACAAAAAUAGAUCUUGCCAUUGAUGAGCAAGGGCUCUGGGCAAUCCAUGCAGAACCAGAGACUGGAGGAAACAUUGUAAUUACUAAAAUUAACCACAUAACCAUGGCAGUAGAGCACACUUGGGACACAUCAUGCAAUAGCAAGGAUGCUGAAGCAGCUUUCAUGGCAUGCAACACACUCUAUGUUGUCUACAACUUUCCCAGUGGAGGCACCUCUCGCAUACAAUGUGUUUAUGACGUUUUGGAUGCUGUAAAUACUUACGAAAUCCCAGUAUUGCACUUUCCAAAACGUCAGGGUAGCCAUUCUACUAUACAUUACAAUCCUAAAGAAAAGCAACUCUUUGCUUGGGGUGAUGGAUCCCAGAUCAUUUACAAGCUUCAUACAAAGCAAAAAGUUUAG